Molecule: messenger RNA, 264 nt
Organism: Gongylonema pulchrum
Lineage: Eukaryota; Metazoa; Nematoda; Chromadorea; Rhabditida; Gongylonematidae
Source: the annotation of a GenBank genome assembly
GCAAAUUUUAUCAAGACAUCAACGGGCAAAGAGAAAGUCAAUGCUACACUGCAAGCCGCAUAUGUGAUAUGUCAGGCUAUCAAGCAGUUCGAGAUUGCUACAGGGAAAAAGGUUGGUUUGAAAGUAGCAGGUGGUAUAAGAACAGCACUGGAAGCGCUACAGUAUCGAUGUCUGGUGGAAGAGAUGCUUGGUGACGAUUGGCUUACACCAGCGCUGUUUCGCAUUGGUGCAAGCAGUUUGUUAGAUGGCAUUCUACAGACUUGA